Messenger RNA from Coffea arabica (coffee), 2282 nucleotides. Lineage: Eukaryota; Viridiplantae; Streptophyta; Magnoliopsida; Gentianales; Rubiaceae. The record is from RefSeq and is a predicted model, not a curated record.
CCCUAACAUUUCAAUUUAAACCAUAAUCGCCACCCAGAACACAGCAAUUGAGAGAUUAUUCAACAAUUCUAAAAGAAGAAUGACCCAAAAGAGCUAUCUUUUCAAAUGCCAACGAAAGAAGAAAUCAAUUCCUCCCAAUCGCCAUGGCAAUGCCCCUCAAACUAGGAAGAGAGUUGUGAGGCCCUCAAAGGUCACAAAGGACAUGGAUACCGAUCGGUUUUUUCUUAUACUGCAGCCGGUUUCUGAUGUACAAAAGUAAAAGGAGAAGAAGAAACCAGAAAGAAACAUUCCAUCAAUAAAUUGGCAGAUUAAAAGUUGCAAAUUUAGAUCAGGUAAUGCUGAAUAGAAGAUGAUAGAGCACUGUUUCUGGAAAAAACACAGCGGAGAGGAACUUACAGUAGUGAAUGGUUAACUGCUGAUAUCGUUCUGAUGGUGGGCUGGAAACUUGAUGUUCUUGUUUCAUCAUCGAUAUUAAAGAAUUGCAUGAGGUGAAUGGGGAAAGUGGUUGCAUAUGGUCCCAAUGAAUUUUUUUUAACCUUUUGGGGUUAGAAUAAGCUCAAUUAGUUUGAUUCUUUAAAAACAAUAACCUGGCCAAGCUUUUCACAUCAUAGGCAGGUUUGGAUAACUAAAUGGAUUUGGACUGAGAUUGUCAGCUAUGCCUCCAACUCAAAACCAAAAUGAAAGAUUUUUGUGGACAUAAAAUUGUAGAUCCUUCUAUGUCUUGGUGAAUAUGUGCUAUGGGUUCAUUAACUCUUUUGUUAGUGUUAAACAGGUGUUAUGGCAGAAAUGCUUUUUUGAUGUAGCGCAUAAAUUGAGAUAUUUACAUCUGUGCUUGCCUGUGCACAGAAAAUUGUGGAUACAUGUCCAUGUGAAGGGAAGGAAGCUGUAGUAUGGUUGUUAAGUGUACUCUUUUACUCCUGAAACAAUACUGGACGUGAGCAUGUAAAUUUGGUGGGCAGUUUAGGUUAAGGCACUUUUAUAGUUAGGCAGUCUUGGAAAGCUCCUAAUCUAAUUUCAUUAGGGAAACUUGAGGGAAUUGUGUAGUGUAUAAAUGAGCCAAUCUGAGAGUAAACUAUGGAUUGUCCCAGGUUUAGAGUAGAGCAUCAAGGAUCACUAAAUGAUGAAUAUUUGACCAAUGAUUGGACAAUAUCAUAGUGCAAUUGUCAAACAAGGUUCAUGUAGCUGUCACUGUAUUUUCAAUGUCAUGCAGCUCCUGACAAUGCUUACUGGCAGGAUUGGAUCUCUUUUCACAAACAGCAAGUGGAUGCGUGGAUACCACUUUGGUAACAAGGAACCAACCAAGUUCAUAAAUUAUUGCAAUGAGGCAGCAGCUACUGUCGCCAACGAGGAUGGUGGCCAACUAAGCAUAGUCAAACCACAACCAGAGUCAUCUAUAAUGCAUGCUUAUAAUUCAAAAAGCAAAGAUCUUUUGGACUCGGAGGAGAACGGCAACUACUCUGCCUCUUCUAUAGAGUCAAAGCUUCUAUUUUGCAAAAAAGAUGAUUUUGUGCAAACUGCAAAACCAGAAGGCGUUUGUAUUCCUGAUAAGAAACCCGAUAUAUGCGCUGUUCCUGAAAGUAAUAUUCUUGGAAAAGUGAAGGACUUUUUGGGAGUCAUAUCAGAAGCGAAUAAAAGACUGCAAUAUGAUGCAAAGAACAACGCUGAAAAAUAUGAUCUUGAAGUGCUUCAUGGUAAUGAGUCAGAAUAUAUUGAAAUGGAUUUAAUGCUGGGAGUUGCUGAUCUUCAUACUGCUGAGGCUGUUGCUGCUGCUGAGUCUGCAAUGGCUGGUUCCCAGCCAACCUUGGCUGCUAGUGUUAGCAUCAGUGAUGAUGACGAUGACCAUGAUAUUAAAAGUAAUGAGGAAGUUGGUAGUGAUAGUAGCAAUGAUGAAGAAAAGAUGUUCAAUGGUGCUGGUGAAAAUUCCUGUAGUGAUGUGUCCAGGAUGCAAGCAUCCAAUAAACGCCCAAAAAUUGUUGAACUCUCGUAAAUUUCUGUGAUGUGUGGAUAUGUAGGUCAUUUCCCUGAGGAGCUUUUGCAGUUAGUGCCAAACAUAAAGCUAGAGCAUUAAUUGACUCUCAUAAGAAGAUUCACGGGUCAAUAGCAUGUUAUGUUGUUUGCUUAAUCUUGUAGAUGUUCAGUGGAAUAUCAUGUUGUGUCAUGGAUAGUUUCCUGAUGCUAAAAUCCGUUUCUGGAAAUGCAUCUUUGUGCUUCUUUUUGUAGUCUUUUUUGUAUCAGGCCUUUGGGUGGCAAUGCUUAUUGAUGUUAUUUUGCUUCUUACCCAA